This is a messenger RNA of Papaver somniferum (opium poppy), 1569 nucleotides long. RefSeq names its product probable helicase MAGATAMA 3. Bases 1 to 1569 code for a protein of 522 amino acids. The transcript has 4 exons. Gene Ontology annotation, molecular function: helicase activity. The record is from RefSeq and is a predicted model, not a curated record. Lineage: Eukaryota; Viridiplantae; Streptophyta; Magnoliopsida; Ranunculales; Papaveraceae.
AUGUAUCUUAAACCUUCACAAAGAUGCGUGCGAAUCAAACUUGGGAAAGAACAAGUCAGGUUGUUCAUUAGGGGACUUUCUCUUGUUUGGGAAUGUGAGUUAUGUGAUGAUCUUGGAAAGAUUUAUGUGGAUCAUCGUGUGGACAGUCUUGUGGAGUGUUUUGAUCCAUUAAUUGGUUGGAAGAAACAUUUCGAUUCCGUGAUGGAUUUUCUUGAAGAUUGUGCAUCUCAGUUUCGUUUGCUUUUGGAGAAUGAAAUAGUUACAGAGGUUCAUGUAAUGGAGAAAAUUGGAACUACUUCUGAAGUCCACAUGCCAUUUCUCAAGUUUGCAAAAGACCGAUUCAGAGCUUUAGUGGUACCACUCAAAAGAAGCAUCAGAAUAUUAUGCACCCAUCUCCCUAAAAGACUUAUUUUGCCGGACAAUUUCGAAAAGAUGGUUAAUCUCUGUGGUAUGCUUGAAUCUUUCGAAGUUUUGCUCUCUCCAAGUCAGGUGGCUGACAAGGAAUUAGAGGAACUCUUUGCACGACAAGAAAAUUGUUUCAUGGAGGCACAAGGAAGUCGAGCUUUUAAUUAUGUUUCAGCCACAUUACACAAGAUGAGGAUUGAAAUUGUGCAGGCUCUAAGAUCUGUCAGUCAUUCGAUUGGUGGUCGCCUUCCAACUUCCACCAACAGAAGUUUCUUAGCAGAGUUCUGUUUGAAAAAUUCAUCCCUCAUUUUUUCCACGGUGUCAAGUUCAUACAAUCUGCACGAGGUGGACCUGGAACCACUGGAUUUGUUGGUAAUUGAUGAAGCUGCUCAGAUGAAAGAGUGUGAAUCAUUGGCUCCCAUGCAGCUUAAAGCUAUACAACACGCUGUCCUAAUUGGCGACGAGUGCCAUCCACAAGCUAGGGUCAAAAGCAGGGUGUCUGAUGAAGCUGGCUUUGGAAGAAGUCUAUUUGAAAGGUUGGGUUUGUUUGGGCAUUUGGAGGACCUACUGAACAUGCAGUACAGAAUGCAUCCUGAAAUAAGCUCUUUCCCAAAUCGCAAAUUUUAUAAAGACCAGAUCAUAGAUGCUCCAAGCAUUCUUCUUGAAAAUUCUUGGCUUAAUUAUCUACCAGGACCUAUGUUUGGCCCGUAUUCAUUCAUAAAUAUUUCUAAUGGAAGGGAGGAGGCGGAUGAAGCUGGGCCAAGUAUGAAAAAUAUGGCUGAAGUGGCAGUUGUAGUGGCAAUAUUGCGAAACCUUUAUAAAGCAUGGGAAGGCUCAGUGCGUAGCUUAACCAUUGGUAUUAUAUCUCCAUACGCUGCCCAAAUUGCUGAAAUAGAGAAUAAGGUUGGUCAGAAAUAUGGGAAGCUAAAGGACUUUAAAGUGAAGUUGAUGUCUGCUGAUGGAUUCUUUGGUGUCGAGGAAGAUGUCAUUAUAAUAUCUACUGUCGGGUCUAAUCAUAGCGGGGUGUCAGAUGGGUUCCUUUCUGAUCCACAACGUACUAAUGUUGCUCUGACACGGGCUAGGCACUGCCUUUGGAUUUUGGGGAAUCACAAAAAGUUGUGUAAAAUUGGAUCUUUCUGGGAAGAUUUAAUUCGUGAAUGCUGA